Papaver somniferum (opium poppy) is the source of this 1943-nucleotide messenger RNA. Its product is annotated as cyclin-D1-1-like. The transcript is spliced from 5 exons. Gene Ontology annotation, biological process: mitotic cell cycle phase transition; regulation of cyclin-dependent protein serine/threonine kinase activity. Bases 284 to 1141 code for a protein of 285 amino acids. Gene Ontology annotation, cellular component: cyclin-dependent protein kinase holoenzyme complex; cytoplasm; nucleus. The record is from RefSeq and is a predicted model, not a curated record. NCBI's taxonomy places the organism in Eukaryota, Viridiplantae, Streptophyta, Magnoliopsida, Ranunculales, Papaveraceae. Gene Ontology annotation, molecular function: cyclin-dependent protein serine/threonine kinase regulator activity.
ACACAGGUCAACACACAACAACAUUGCCCUCCUCUCUCAAUUAGAGACCUUAAAAGACUGAAACCCACAGCUAAGAGAGAAGCUGGGAAGAAAGUUGCAGAGACAUAGAGAAAAUGGUUUAAUAUCUUAAUAUCAGUGAGUGAGUUGUCUCUGCAAAACCUCUACAGAGAAGGGUCAAAGUGGUUUUUCAAAAACCAUCUUAAAACCCACACAACCAUGUCUUCUUCAAUCUCUUCCUAAACAAUUUGGCUGUUUGAUUCAUUUUAUUUGUCUGUUUUGUUGAAUGGGUUUAUCACCAGAACACUCAGCUUCAAAUCUUUACUGCUGUGAAGAUGUUGGAGAUUUAGGGAUUUGGGAUAAUGAUACAUGGAUCUCUGAUCUUAAUCUACCAUUGGAUUUCAGUGAAGAAAUCAAUGACGAUGAUGAUGUUGAAGAUGAUAAUAACAGUUUGAUUGAUUGGUUAAUCGAUUCAGAGAUCCAUCAUAUCCCUUUACCUGAUUAUCUUCAACGAAUCCGUGACCAUUCGAUUGAUCCCAUUUCUCGUCAAAAUGCUAUUAACUGGAUUUUAAAGGUACAUGAACAUUAUCAUUUUAUACCAGUUACAGCAUACCUUACUGUUAAUUAUCUGGAUCGUUUUCUCUCUUCUUAUCCUUUACCAGAUGGAAAUGGAUGGCCAUUACAGUUAUUAUCAGUAGCUUGUUUAUCAUUAGCAGCUAAAAUGGAAGAACUGAAAGUGCCUCAUCUAAUAGAUUUACAAAAUUCAGAACCCAAAUAUGUUUUUAAUUCAAGUAUGAUUCUAAGAAUGGAACUUCUGGUAAUGAGUAAUCUGAAAUGGCGAUUGCGAUCAGUCACACCAUUUGAUUAUCUUGAUUAUUUCGUUUCUAAACAUCCUUCUAGUUUGGGUUCUCCUCGUAACGUUUUUUUCACCCGUACUUUUUCUCGUGCAUCAGAUCUUAUUUUCGGCACGAUUCGAGUGACUGAUUUCUUGAGCUAUUCGCCAUCGAUCAUAGCUGCGGCUGCUGUAAUUCUUGCUUCUGGUGGCGGCAUUGACUUAUCGGUGGCGGAUGAUCAGAAAUCGGUGACAUACUAUGAUAAAGUUAACAAAGUAAAUGUGGGUGCUUGCUUACUUAUGAGAUUGUAAAUUGUGACGCUAACUCUCGAUGAUGCAUGAAGUGGUGAGAGGCUGUCAUCAACUAAUGAAGGAGUAUUUGGCAGCUGACACAUGUACAUUAGGUGUUGUUGAGAGCGUGAGAUCUGAAUCAGGCCCACUUCAGACUCCGGUUAGUGAUGAAAAGCACGUGAAAUCUCAAUCGGGGCCACCUGAGAGUCCGAUUGGAGUGAUUGAUGCUGCGGCCUGCAAGAGCUGUGACACUCAGAAGUCCAAAUCUGAGAAUCCUGAGACCAUCCCGGUUAAGCCAUCAUCAAGCAAACGCAGAAGAUUAGUAUUUGAUAGUUGAUACAGUUAUAUUGAGAUUCAUAGCAUAUAUAUUCAGAUAUAAAAAUCAUAUAAGAUAAGAUACAUUCAAUAAUCUCUCUCAGCUUGGCACGUCAUAUUUCGACCGUUAUAAAGUGAGGGAAAGACUGGCCCGCGUGUUGCGCCGGGCUCAGACUUUAUCUGGGUAUAACUGGAAGAAUUUUCUCAUGUGUCCACUCGUGCCAUGGGUUUGAGAUUCACUACCCACUGAGAAGAUCCGAGUUCCUCCGUUUAAGCUCAAGUUCCUUUUAACAAACAACUUGAAUAAGUUUUUUAGUUUGUUUUCUUUAAUCGAGAUACGAAAUUUUGAUAUUCUUUUAAGAUUUUAUCAUAGAUUACAAUAACUUAAUUUGUUUCUUGUAUUCAUUUUAUUUUAAUUAUUUUAAAUUAUAAAAUUGAGAAAUGUAAAAUCAUGCAUGCUUCAGUGAUAAUGUAUUGAAUAUAAUACUAGUUUUAAGGCAGUGAUUAA